Messenger RNA from Daktulosphaira vitifoliae (grape phylloxera), 948 nucleotides. RefSeq lists its product as uncharacterized. The coding region runs from base 84 to 722 and encodes 212 amino acids. The record is from RefSeq and is a predicted model, not a curated record. NCBI's taxonomy places the organism in Eukaryota, Metazoa, Arthropoda, Insecta, Hemiptera, Phylloxeridae. The transcript has 5 exons.
CUAUUAACAGUUAUUAUAAAUGUACAGCAUAUUUUUAAAUGUUAAUUAAAUUUGACUUUUUGCCGUUAUAAUCGUAAUUAAAAAUGCGUUUCUACUUUUGUUUUGGAAUUUUACUUGGUUUUAUUAAUUUAAUUAUCAUACCGAAGUUUUCAACAGGAAUGCCAAGCUCAGGUGGUUCAACUUCUAAUAAUGAGAGUAAUCCUAGUGAAGUCAAUAACAAUGAGGACGAGUGUCCCAUAGCAUCUUAUUAUUUAAAGAGUUUGUUAGAAGAGUUAUUGAUUAUUAAUGGUGGUGAUGACAAGGCUAUUCGUGAUGCAUUUGAAACUGUAGUGAAAUUAUCGAAAUUUGAUAAAGACACACAAAAUAAUUGUGCAGAGUUCCUUCAGACGAUAAUUGAUUCAGGUGAUGAAAAGAAAGCAAUAGAAGAUUAUGCUUUUAAAUUUUAUAUUUGGAAGAAAAAUAAUGUGGACAAUUUAAGACAAAAAUUAUAUGAAGGUGAUACAAAGAAAGAUGGCACCGUCACAAUAGAUUAUGCAAAAAAAAGUCUUUUGGAAUGUAAAAUCAUACAACAUGUACCUGAUUUUGAUAAUAUCUAUGACUUUAUAAUCACCCAAAAUUUAAAGGACAAACAUCAUGUCAAUUACCAUCAGAUGCUUGAAAACUUUAUGGUUAAUAUGGAAAAAUAUGACUUGUUAUAUCCGACUAAAGAGAAUGAUACAUAAAUACUAAUAAAUACUUGAAGGAGCUCAUAGAUUAUAAAAAUAUAGUAAAACUUCAUUAAAACUUUUUGUUCCAUUUAUUUAUAAAUGUUUAAAUUGCUAUAAAUAAAUUGAUGUUAAAUUUAUAAUAUUCAGAGAAAAUAUUUUUCUAUAAUGAUGUUUAAUUUAUAAUAUGUAUCAUAUUUAUUAUAGUUUAUUAUUAAAUUUAUUAUAACAAAUAUUAUUACAA